Sardina pilchardus (European sardine) is the source of this 1254-nucleotide messenger RNA. It is a transcript of the gene stmn2b, whose product is annotated as stathmin 2b. Gene Ontology annotation, biological process: neuron projection development; microtubule depolymerization; regulation of microtubule polymerization or depolymerization. Gene Ontology annotation, molecular function: tubulin binding. NCBI's taxonomy places the organism in Eukaryota, Metazoa, Chordata, Actinopteri, Clupeiformes, Clupeidae. Bases 223 to 768 code for a protein of 181 amino acids. The record is from RefSeq and is a predicted model, not a curated record. Gene Ontology annotation, cellular component: neuron projection; growth cone; cytoplasm. The transcript has 5 exons.
GUCAGGGGAGCACGAGAGCCAAUCUGCUUGAGCACGUAGACGAUCGUAACUCAGAAAGCCCCCCGUCUCUCUCGCGAGCUGCCGUCUCCCCUCACAGCACAGCGCGCGCUUCUGCUGACUCAGUGCCUUAACGCACCCGGUUAUACUCGCCGCCGAACGGAACUGCGACGCGCGCGCUCAGACACCACAGAACCGUCCGCCACCGCACCAACACCAUCAGACAUGGCAAAGACUGCGAUCGCCUACAAGGAGAAGAUGAAGGAGCUCUCCCUCAUCAACCUCAUCUGUUCGUGUUUCCACACGGAGGCCAAAAACAACCUGAUGGGCCACUUUGAAGCAGACAUGGAGGUGAAGCCCAUUAACAAGCGGGCCUCGGGGCAGGCGUUCGAGGUGAUCCUGAAGUCGCCCUCCCCCACCUCGGACGGCAGCUACAGCAUCACCACCCCCCCCAAGAAGAGGGACGUCUCCCUGGAGGACAUCCAGAAGAAGCUGGAGGCAGCGGAGGACCGCCGGAGAUCCCAGGAGGCGGCGGUGCUGAAGGCGCUGGCGGAGAAGAGAGAGCAUGAGCGAGACGUGCUGAUGAAGGCGAUGGAGGAGAACUCCAACUUCAGCCGUCUGGCCGAGGAGAAGCUCACCGUCAAGAUGGAGCAGAUCAGGGAGAACAGGGAGGCCUACAUCGCCGCCAUGAUGGAGCGCCUGCAGGAGAAGGAGAGGCAUGCCCAGGUGGUUCGCAGGAACAAAGAGCUGAGGGAAGAGCUGACAGCAUGAACACAUCUCCCCACCACUACUACCCUCCACACACACACACACACACACACACACACACACACACACACACACACACACACACCCUUCCCCUCCUCGCUGCAGCCUGAUGAAAAGCCUUGGACACCGCGAGGGAUUCUCCACCUGCCCAUGUGACCUCACCAUGACCCCAUAAGCCCCGCCCCCUGCCCUUUGACCUGCGUCACCAUGCCAACAGCAUUAUAUGCCAACAGCGCUGAAACAUAAAAGAGUUGCUACGACGACUGCGACCCGUCCCACUCCCCCACCAACGAAUGUUUUUGCUCGAUUUUGAAAAAAAAAAAAAAACACAAAAGUGAAAAGUGGGUCUUGUUUGUUUUUUUUGUAAAUACUUCCUUUUUUGUUAUAUACGAGAUGAAGAGUAUUGCGGUGUGCCAUUUUAUAAUUUCCCCCCCUCUCUCUCUCUCUCUCUCUCUCUCUCUCUCUCUCUGUCUCUCUCUCUCUGAUCGG